Messenger RNA from Physcomitrium patens, 2011 nucleotides. RefSeq names its product ATPase GET3B. The record is from RefSeq and is a predicted model, not a curated record. Lineage: Eukaryota; Viridiplantae; Streptophyta; Bryopsida; Funariales; Funariaceae. Gene Ontology annotation, biological process: tail-anchored membrane protein insertion into ER membrane. Gene Ontology annotation, molecular function: ATP hydrolysis activity; ATP binding. Gene Ontology annotation, cellular component: GET complex.
AAGAGCAUUGUGUCUACUUAUCUCUGGCAUCUCAACCGUCCCGUAGUGCCCACGAAUUGCCGCCCUCCCGUUAGCCCAUACUGCACUAUCCACAGCUCCCUCUAGCUGGAAGCGAGGAAUGAUUCAGGGUUCACAUCCGUCGUCUCUAACUUGCAGUACAAUCCCGAGUAUCUCCGAAAUGGCCCACAUUAGCCACUUCGUACGAAGUCGAGUGAAACUGAAGCACUUUUCCUUUUUUGCACAUCUCUUGGAAGUUCACUAGUGCUUUGAAUUCUGUAGCUCGUAGCUCUGUUUCGCGCUUCAGGAAUGUGAAAGUGGAUUCGAUAGUUGUUGGUAGAGGUAGAUUGAGUCGUGUUGUUCUGUUCACAACUUGAAAUUGUAGACUCGUCUACUCAGCCAUGGCAGUCACGGCAAUGUGUAUUGCGCCUGUGUCGUCCAUUGGAGUUGCCUCGUACUCGUCCAGUUCCUCUACGGUGCUGCGGGCGUCUGGAAGAAAUUGCUGCUUUGCCUCGCUGCGGCUGGAGGCUUCGUCUUCAGAAAAGGCUGUGAGCCAUGCAUUCUCCUCGUGCUCUUUGCGGAGCUCUCGUAUUCAAGAGCUCUCGAGAUUUCGUAGAUAUAGUUUGGUAUCAGGAGAGCGUGAUCAGCGCGGCUUUUUUCUCACAGUGGCUGCAGUGGCGAAUCCAGUUGAUGUCAACAAGGGAUUUGAUGAGAUGAUAGCAGGAACAACACGGAAGUAUUACAUGUUGGGGGGCAAGGGUGGUGUGGGAAAGACUAGUCUUGCUGCUAGCUUAGCCGUUAAGUUUGCUAAUAGUGGCCAUCCAACUCUGGUCGUUUCUACAGACCCAGCUCAUUCACUCAGCGACUCGUUUGCUCAGGAUUUAAGCGGCGGAACAAUUAUGCCUGUGGAUGGUGUUGAUUUGCCAUUGUAUGCCAUGGAGAUAAACCCAGAGCAAGCUAGGGAAGAGUUUCGUACGUCAGUCUCUAAAGAUGGGGGGACUGGCGUCAAAGAUUUUAUGGACAGCCUGGGUUUAGGCGGUUGGGUGGACGAGUUAAGUGAGCUGAAACUUGGUGAGCUUUUGGAUACCCCACCACCAGGCCUUGAUGAAGCCAUCGCAAUAUCCAAAGUUGUUCAAUUUAUGCAAGCUCCUGAGUAUAGCAAGUUCACGCGGAUCAUCUUCGAUACUGCACCAACAGGACAUACAUUACGUUUAUUGUCAUUGCCGGAUUUUCUGGAUGCUUCAAUUGGUAAAAUAUUGAAGUUGAAAAAGAAAAUUCAGAGCGCAGCAUCAGCAAUCAAGUCUGUGUUUGGUCAAGAAAACGGAAGUGACAAGGCUGUACGUACUAGUCCUGCUACCGACAAAUUAGAGGCACUCAAGGAGAGAAUGAUUAUGGUUCGGGAGAUCUUCAGAAAUAAGGAAACAACUGAGUUUGUGAUUGUGACCAUUCCCACGGUCAUGGCCAUUAGUGAAAGUUCACGGUUAAAGAGUUCUUUAGAAAAAGGAGGAGUCCCAGUAAAGCGGCUUAUUGUGAAUCAAGUACUACCUCCUUCUAAUUCUGACUGCAAGUUUUGUGCAGUCAAACGCAAGGAUCAAAAAAAAGCGAUGGACUUGGUGUCAGAAGAUGCCAAUUUAAAAACAUUAGAAAUAGUUCAGUCUCCAUUAUUUGACCUAGAGAUUAGAGGUGUUCCAGCCCUGAAGUUUAUGGGUGACCUUGUCUGGCGUUGAUGUAUCACCACUGGAAGUGCCUACACAGAAGAUUUGUUGUGCACAUCAUCAUAGUAGUUUUACACAUUAACCAUCUUCCAUUUUACUGUGUAUCAUGGAACAUUCUUUCCAACAGAAUCAUUAGAUUAGUCUUGUAGUUCUUGGUUAUCACAUAUUAUGUAUAUGACACAGUAUUGGAGCUCUUUCUUGUUGGAGUUAGACUUCGUAUGCAGAAGGUAUCCUUCAAUAGAAAGUGGUCCUUUAAUCUAACAACUAUCGAUAAAGCUUUGUCUCAUGAAUUCUGCUUA